UAGUUAAUUGCUUUGUGAUUGCCACUAUCGCCACCACCACUGCACAAUCUACCUCCUGCCGGCUUGAUAACCAAAAUAACCUGUAAGAAUUUAUCACACCAUACAAUAUUUUAUUGCAGUCAUUUGUGUAAUGUUUUACAAUAGGAAAUACUAUAUGACGCACGGUAGAGUAUCAGUCAAAUUCGUAAAGUAUGUAAAGUAGGGCAUGACACUUGGCUAGAAGAGAAAACCAUCGAUGGGCCAAAGCAGUGAAGAGUGGUGGCCGAGACAGGGAGACCAGUUAGUAAAACCACCAGCUGCUGGUCAGAUGACAUUGUUAGGAUCACGAGAAAGCGAUGGAUGAGACUGGCACAGGACCGAACAAAGUGACGUCAGUGAAAAAUGGGAGGUGAUGUAGGCUGAAAAUGUUGAUGAUGAUUAAGAAGGUUUUAUUCAAGAUCAUAUUAAAAAACUAAUAAGUUAACGAUUUUAAUAUGGCUUUUAUCGUCAAAUAGUCAUAUGCAUCGAGUCUUUGGCAUCAGUAUAGAAAUCAUGUUGUUUUAAAACGGCUAACUCUCUUUUUCUCAGCUGAGCGUUUUACCGGUUGCUUCAUCAACUGUGAGCUGUUGAAAAUUUCUCUCUUCUCUGAUGCUUGAUAUUGUGAGUGACUUAGCUCCAUUAAAACAUUCUACUUUUAGUCAUUCCCUUACAAGACUUGUCCACAUUUUAACUUAGUAUUAUUAAUCGGACAGUUUAAGCAUCUCGGUAAGCAAUAAAGAUAGGCUUUCGAUAAGGAAUAUCGACAAAGCCGAGAUCAUAUAAUUUUACAAUUUAAUAAUCUUUUGAUAUCAAUAUUUUGGACAUAAACAAAUAACAGUCGGCAACGCCUCUCUAAAAAAACUCCGCGAACUUGGACCACAGAUAACAUGUCUUUUUAUAUUUAGAUGGAUAGAAAUUUAGUACUUUGUUAUUAUAUAUCUUAGUGGGUGCUUUGGUAAGUAAAGUUUGUGAUAUUGUGGAAUCGAAUCAUAAUGACACCAAGCAUAAAAGAUGGAAAAGCUGUACCUUUUGAAAUUGCUUUGGACCAAACUGGUUUCGGCUGGUACAGCGGCAUCCUCACAGCAUUGGCCGGGAUGACCAUUAUCUCGUUCAUGUGGAUCUCCACUGCCACGUCCAUCAUCAUCCCAUCUAGCGUCUGCGAGCUCAACACCACCAGCGCUCAGCAGGGGCUGAUGGCCGCGGCUCCUGUUGUCAGGUCAGUGAUGGGAGCAGCAGCUUGGGGCUACCUCGCGGACCGGCGCGGCAGGCGCAAGAUGCUGAUGUGGUCUCUCUUCCUUGGAUCCACGGUCAAUGCCCUCGCUUCUCUAUCUGUGAACUGGAUCAUGCUGAUGAUCCUUCAGUUUCUAGCUACUGCUAUGGUAGCAGGCCAGUACGUGAUCUCCAUGACCCUGCUCAGUGAGAGCGUGCCGAUGGCCAAGCGAAACGUGUUGGUGUUACUAGUCAAUAGCAUCUUCAUGCUCGCUCAGGGACUUAUGGCCGCCAGCGCUAUACCCAUAAUGCGUCUACCUUUUUCCUACCACCUCCCUGCCCUUGACAUCUACUGGAACUCCUGGCGGACGGUCCUGCUGAUCUACUCCGUCCCCAGUCUGAUCUGUCUCUGCUGGCUAUACUGCAUGAAGGAGAGCCCCAAAUUUGUCCUCGUAAACGGUGACGAACUCGGCGCAAUCAAGAUAUUGAAAGUUAUUCACAAGAUUAACAAGAAUAAAAAUGAACUUGAGGUGGCAGGACUGAUUCGACCCGACGGCGAGCAAACCUCACUGUCAGCAAAGGAGCAGAUGCGGCCGCUGUUCAGAAGACCACUGCUGAAGACAGUGGUGAUUAUGACGACGUUGCUCAUUUUCCAACUAAAUGGUCCGUUCAUCAUCUGGUUGCCCCGCAUUGCGGACCAGUUCAUGACCAUCUUGCAAUCAGGGGAGAGCGACGGGCUCACCCUCUGCAAGAUCAUCGAGCUCAGCUUGGUCACCCCCAGUGAUCCUAAUGCCGUGCCGUGUGCGCUGAAUGAGACUGCAUUGAUGCUUGUGUUGAUCGUGGGAGUGUUCCAGUGCGCAGCCAACGUGAUUGUUAGCCUUUUGGUCGACAUGGUGGGCCGCCGUAACAUGGUGAUGAUCGUGACUUCCAUCUGCGGGUUGGCAGGGAUCCUGGUCAAUUUGGUGCCUAAUGCCAUAGCCAGUGCUGCGCUGUUUGUCCUUAACCUGGUCGGCCAGCUGACCUUGGGGUUAUAUACUGCUAUUUCUGUCGCGAUCAUACCAACACAACUUAGGGCCAUGGCCAUCGCCCUGUCGAUCACCGCCGACCGCAUCUGCACCUUCGCCAGUGUUCAGAUCCUGAACUACUUACUGGAGAACUACUGCGAAGUGGGCUUCUACGUGUACUCCGCUAUCUUCGCUUCUUCAGCCUUAGUAGCAUAUUUACUGCCAGAUGACAGACGUAGAAAACCACACGCUAGAAAUAUCAUUAUUUCUAAGCUAUGAUCACGGAAAGUUUAGACAUGACAACAAAAGACCUAUAAAGGGUCAGAGAAGA
Molecule: messenger RNA, 2562 nt
Organism: Plodia interpunctella (Indianmeal moth)
Lineage: Eukaryota; Metazoa; Arthropoda; Insecta; Lepidoptera; Pyralidae
Product: solute carrier family 22 member 1-like
Exons: 11
Coding region: 1011-2510 (499 amino acids)
Biological process (GO): transmembrane transport
Cellular component (GO): membrane
Molecular function (GO): transmembrane transporter activity
Source: RefSeq, a predicted model, not a curated record